This is a messenger RNA of Fibroporia radiculosa, 1113 nucleotides long. RefSeq lists its product as uncharacterized. Gene Ontology annotation, molecular function: 1-acylglycerol-3-phosphate O-acyltransferase activity. The record is from RefSeq and is a predicted model, not a curated record. The transcript has 3 exons. NCBI's taxonomy places the organism in Eukaryota, Fungi, Basidiomycota, Agaricomycetes, Polyporales, Fibroporiaceae. Gene Ontology annotation, cellular component: endoplasmic reticulum; membrane. Gene Ontology annotation, biological process: phosphatidic acid biosynthetic process. The coding region runs from base 1 to 1113 and encodes 370 amino acids.
AUGACUUCUCUCCUCAGCGGGCUCGUGAAACCGCUUGCCUAUGUCUCCCUCCCCGUUUUUGCGCUACACACGCUUUCGCAAUCGUCUCCGAUCGCUCGAUACUAUGUUCGCCUUACACUGUAUCUCUCCACACUCGGAGUAUGUUCAGCGUGGGGUGUUGUGUGUGCAGUAGGCAUGUCGCUCGUUGGACGCCGAUUGGACACAUUCUUUGUCGUCGCGCGCAGCUUCUAUGCCCUCGCUAGUCGGGCGCUGGACAUCCGGCUAGUGGUAGAGGGCGAGGAACACCUUCAAACUCGUCCCGCAGUGCUCGUGGGCAACCAUCAGAGUAUGCUUGAUAUCCUUUAUCUAGGGAGGAUAUUCCCCCGCCACGCGUCCAUCAUAGCGAAGAAGGAGUUGCAAUGGUCCCCGCUACUCGGCCAGUUUAUGAGCCUCUCUGGUGUUGUCUGGAUUGAUAGAGGGAACAACGCCAAGGCUAUACGCUCACUCACUGCUGCUGGAGAGACGAUGCGCGCAAAGAACCUCUCGCUUUGGCUUUUCCCGGAGGGCACCCGUUCGCUACGCGAACAACACGACCUACUCCCGUUCAAGAAGGGCGCAUUCCAUAUUGCCAUUCAGGCCGGCGUGCCGAUCGUCCCAGUUGUAUGCGAGAAUUAUUGGAGGUUGUACAGGAAGGGCGUAUUCGAGAGCGGAACCUUGAAAGUUCGAGUUCUUCCUCCGAUUUCAACCGAAGGUCUUACCACCGCAGAUAUCCCCGAACUCGCCGAACGAGUCCGUGAGCAAAUGGUUGCUGCGCUCCGCGAGAUAUCCGUUCCAGCUCCUUCCACUUCGCAGUCACUCGACCUGGGGAGUACGCCAUGGGUGUCGGAUACUAUUCAGCCUCCCUCGGUCGAGAAACUUUCCAUUCAGGUGACCCCAGAGCUAUCCGUUGAGCCUACCCCCGCCCCAUUGUUAGAAGGUGAUCGGAAUAUUGAAAUAGAGCCACGAUCAGAGAGUCGGGCAUCCACUCAGGCCUCGGAGACUUCAUCUUCACCUACGGUGAGCAGUCGUCGAUCUGACAAUGGAACUGAGACGGAGGAGGAUGACGGUAUGGUGCUUGUGGGGCGGCCAAAGUGA